CCAUCAAAAAUAGUUUUUGGUUUUCUGAAACCUAAAACCCCUUCUUAAAAAAAAAAAAAAAAAAAACUUUGAACAGCCCAAUCUCGCCAUGAAAGGAACGAAACGUUUUGCCAUAUCGGGCUCUGCCGCCGAUACCAACGAUUUUGCUUUCCGGAAUAAAAGAAUAAUGUCAGGAUCUCCUUUUGAAGCUCAAAGGGCAGAACCAUGGCAGCAGCAGUCAACUGCAACACCACCACUAGAUCCACAGCGAGCUGAGUUGUCUCAGCAGCAUGUGAAAGCUCUCAACAACCAAUUUGCAAGUUGGGUGCAAUUACAACUGAAGAAUCACCCUGAUGAGCUUUGGCAAGAUGGUGUUCAAGACUACCUAACUCAUGCUUCAAACAUUAUGGAGAAGUUCAGUGAUGUUUUCAACUGGCUUAAAGCAAAUGCAGUAAAUGGUGACAGCUUGUAUGCUGAGUCUCAUAAAAAUGAAAGUAAAGUGGUGCCCGAAGCCAAGAAAACUGAGACUAAAUUUUUUCAAGGAAAAACUGGAUUUACUCCAAUCAGCACAACUACAGGCUUUAGUCCAGGCACUACAACUCCGAGCUUUUCUCCAGGCACUACAGCUAUGACUUUUUCUCUGGGCACUACAAGUACAGGCCUUACUUCAGCUAAUAUGACUAAAAAAUUUUCUCCUGUGGCUACCACUACAAACUUGACUCCAGCUGGUUCAAACUCAAGCUUUACAUUUGGCGGUACAACCACAAAUUUUACUUCAGUCAGUACAACAACUAGCUUUACUUCACCUGGCAUGACUACAAGCUUUGCAACUCCUUGGAGCUCUGGAGCAUUUUCCAAUAGUCCGACUCCUAACUUGUUUGGAACUCAAAGCUCAGUAGCUAUGAACAAUAAUGUAUUGGAAGAUGCAGAUGAUGAAAAUGAGUUGCCACAGCCUAGCAGCCCAUCAGUGAAGAAGUCAGAAGAGAAGGGUAUUGUUGUUGUUCAUGAAGUCAAAUGCAAGCUUUAUGUCAAAUCAACUGAUCCAGCAGAUAAAGAUUCAUGGAAAGAUAGAGGCUCAGGGCAGCUUUCCAUCAAAUGCAAAGAGGGUAUCAGCAAGGGUUCAAAAGAUUCCAAGCCAACAAUUGUUGUUCGAAAUGACGUGGGAAAGGUGAUACUUAAUGCUUUGCUAUAUCCAGGGAUGAAGACAAGUGCACAAAAGAAUUCCCUUGUUGCAAUAUUUCAUACUUUGGAUGAUGGUGGCAAUAGCGAUAAUGCUGUGGCACGUACCUUCUUAAUUAGAACAAAAUCAGAGGAGGACCGAAAUAAACUGGCAGCAGUUAUCCAAGAGUAUGCCCCUGCUUUCUAAGACCAUAGGUGACAUCAUUUUAUCCAUUAUUUUGAGCCCCAGAAAAUAUAAUUUAAUCCUGAAUGAGUGCAAUUUCCCGGAUAUUACUCUUUUACAUUCUUGGGGACUCCAGCUUGUUCUGGUGACUCCAAAAGCAACGGGGCCUAUUUUCGUAGUCAGACUUAAAAUGAGAUUAUUGUAUGCCCACAGCAGUUGUACCAUAAACAGAUAUUGCAGUAUUUAUUUUGCU
This is a messenger RNA of Durio zibethinus, 1574 nucleotides long. RefSeq lists its product as uncharacterized. The record is from RefSeq and is a predicted model, not a curated record. NCBI's taxonomy places the organism in Eukaryota, Viridiplantae, Streptophyta, Magnoliopsida, Malvales, Malvaceae. Gene Ontology annotation, biological process: intracellular transport.